CCCAGAGGUCCAAAAGUGUGAGAAAAACGCGUUGCAGGAGCUCACAGUGACACAGACGGAGGGUUAAAGUAAGCUGUAACCAGCGGCGGCGUUGAGGCAUUUAAAGCCAGGACUGAGUGGAAACGUUUGGCCAUGAGAGUCUUAAUCGGAGGGGGGUCUGGCUUUGUGGGUCGUGAGCUGACUCGUCUGCUCAGAGACAAGGGUCACGAAGUCACAGUGAUAUCCCGUCAGCCUGGUCCAGGGAGGAUAACAUGGGGCGAACUGCAGUCCAAGGGUCUGCCGCCUUGUGACGGCGCUGUCAACCUGGCAGGGGAGAAUGUUCUUAACCCCCUUCGAUGGUGGAAUGAAAGUUAUAAAAAGGACUUGUUCUCCAGUCGUAUCGACACAACUAAAGCGCUGUCUCAAGCCAUCGCUGCGUCUUCCAGCCCUCCUCACUCCUGGGUGCUGGUUUCAGGUGUAGCUUGCUACAAACCCAGCCUGACAGCUGAGUACACCGAAGACAGCGAGUGGACGCCAUUCGACCUCCUCUCACAACUCGUCAAAGAGUGGGAGGCUGCCGCGUUUCUUCCAGAGAGCGCAGCAAAAACCACCAAACAAGUCGUCAUUCGGGCCGGGGCAGUGUUGGGUCGAGACGGAGGUGCCAUGAAGCAGAUGCUGCUGCCCUUCUGGCUCGGGCUCGGGGGCACCCUGGGCUCUGGAAGACAGCCGUUCCCCUGGAUCCACGUCUCGGAUCUGGCAGGAAUCAUUGCUCGAUCUCUGGAGCCCCCCGCCGACUCUGGAGCCGCUCAGCCCUCGCCACAGGUGUUCAACGGAGUCGCACCUGCCAUCACCACCAACUAUGAGUUCACCAAGGAGCUGGGUCGCCUCCUGAGGAGGCCCACAAUCUUUCCUGUUCCUGAGUUCGUCAUGAGCGCCCUGUUGGGCUCUGAGAGGGCCGUGAUCCUCACGCAGGGCCAGAAGGUCAUACCCAUAAAGACACUAGAGUCUGGAUAUCAGUUCAAGUACCCAGACUUGACCUUAGCCCUCAAACAGAUAGUAGGGAGCUAACUGCCGUAGAACUGCAUCAUUUUAUCUUUCCUGUAAAACGUGACUGAAAGAGGUCAUAUACGGACUCGACUAUUGAUAAAAAUGUUGUAAGCUGCUCAGAUUUAAGGCAAUUUAUUACAUUUUUUUUUCACAGUGCUUUAACAUUUGCUAAGACAGCAUUUUGAAAUAAAAUAAAUCUGCAGACUUCUUCACACUCCACAAUAGAGCUGCAGUAAAAGUGCCAUUAGAUGAUGCGUGUUGUAUGUCUGAUUAGUUGGUUGGGCAAAGAUUGCCAGGUACGAAUGUCACAUAAUAAAAUGACAGAAAAAUCCU
Messenger RNA from Fundulus heteroclitus (mummichog), 1359 nucleotides. RefSeq names its product short chain dehydrogenase/reductase family 39U, member 1 (gene sdr39u1). Bases 133 to 1047 code for a protein of 304 amino acids. Lineage: Eukaryota; Metazoa; Chordata; Actinopteri; Cyprinodontiformes; Fundulidae. The record is from RefSeq and is a predicted model, not a curated record. The transcript is spliced from 6 exons.